ACACACCCGCCUUUUUAGUAACCUCUUCUUUGUCAUGUCAUCUGACUUGCUCUCUCUCUCUUUCCUUUUCUGUUUUCAGCUCAUUGCCAUUUAAUUCUCCCUCAAUCUCUAGAUUUAGCUUCGGUUCUUAACUAAAGACCAAAUCUUUAUGAUGAUUCAAUGAGAAAGACUUUGGCUUUUUCCUUUGUUUCUCGUUGUUUUAAUCUCAAAUGAAAUGAAGAUGAUGGCUACUUUUCGCUCUUCAUUCUUCGUUUUUGUUGUCGUUUUUUUGCCUUCUUUGAGCUCUGUUUCAGCCGAUGGCCGCCGUGAUGACUCUGUCAAGUCCAUUCUAGGAGAACAUAAUUUGGGAGCCUGGAAGAAUGAGAUUUAUGCUUCUGCAGAAGCUCCAGCGCCAGCUCCGGUAGAGUCUCUAGUGUUGGCAGCGAACAGGACUAAGAGGCCGGAUAUCCUUAAUCGGUUCAGGCGGUAUCAAGGCGGCUGGGAUAUCACCAAUAAGCAUUACUGGGCUUCUGUUGGAUUUUCGGGUGUAGUCGGGUUUAUUCUGGCGGUCUUGUGGUUUCUUUCAUUCGGUGUGGCUCUUGUGGUACAUCAUUGUUGUGGAUGGAAAAUAACUAUGGAAGGCAAAGGAUCAGCUCGUUCACAAAAGAUUUGUUUGAUCUUGCUCACAGUGUUCACUUGUGCUGCAGCGAUUGGAUGCAUUCUUCUCUCAGUUGGGCAGGAUGAAUUUCAUGGUGAGGCUUUGCGAACUUUAAAGUACGUUGUGAACCAAUCAGACUACACUGUGGAAACCCUUAGAAAUGUUACAGAGUAUCUCUCCCUAGCAAAGACUAUUAAAGUGGCCCAGAUUUUUCUUCCUUCUAAUGUCAUGGCUGACAUUGACAAGUUAAAUGGGGAUUUAAGCACUGCAGCAAACACUCUGGAGGAGAAGACCAGUGAAAAUUCUGCUAAAAUAAAAAAAGUCUUCAAUGCUGUGCGAUCUGCGCUGAUCACUGUGGCAGCAUUGAUGCUUCUCCUGUCCCUCAUUGGUCUUUUGCUCUCUAUCCUUGGGCACCGGCAUGCAAUCCAUAUAUUCAUCGUGAGUGGAUGGUUACUGGUGGCAAUUACAUUCAUUCUAUGUGGAGUAUUCGUAAUACUUGACAAUGCAGUGUCAGACACAUGUAUGGCCAUGGAUGAAUGGGUAGAUCAUCCUCAUGCAGAAACCGCUCUUAGCGACAUUCUUCCGUGCGUUGACCAGAAAACAACUAACCAAACUCUCGUUAAGAGUAAACAAGUCAUCACCAACAUUGUCAAUGUCGUCAAUCAAUUUAUAUAUUCUGUUGCUGAUACGUAUCCAUCUCCCGAUUACCAGUUUUAUUACAAUCAGUCUGGACCUAUGAUGCCUGCACUAUGUUACCCAUAUGACGCUCAGCUACAAGACCGUCAGUGUGGGCCUCAAGAAGUCUCUGUAGCAAAUUCUUCCGAGGUUUGGCAGAACUACACCUGCAAAGUUGAUGAUUCUGGGAUGUGCAGGACCCCUGGACGGGUGACACCGUACUUCUACCAGGAGUUGGCAUCAGCAGUGCAAGAAAUCUAUGCUCUUCAGCAUUACACCCCACCUUUACUCAGUCUUCAGGAUUGCAAUUUCGUCCGGAACACGUUUCAAAACAUCACCUCAAACCACUGCCCGCCAUUGGUGCAUUAUCUCAAAAUCGUAAAUGCAGGACUGGGUUUGAUCUCGGCCGGAGUCUUGCUCUGCCUCGUUCUUUGGGCACUCUAUGCAAACCGCCCCCGAAGGGAGGAAGAGUUUGUGAAACUGUCCUUGCCAAUAAAAUGCAUAAGUAGGAUUCAGAAGAAAAAUGUUAGCGAAAAUGGCAAUAAUCAUGGGUCAACCCCAAUGCCAUCGCCGACGCCAAACACUUCAACUGAUGCCUAGGUAUCGUAGUAUACAAUUCAGUAUAUAUAUAGAAAGAAGACGUUAUGAAUCCUGAGUUUUGCUAUCACCGACCAAAAUGGGGCGAAGCACCAUCUUGAGUUGGAGGCAUAUUACAGCCAUUUCUAGUGUACUCUGUUACUAUAGUGAAGUAAAAGUAAUUAGUUGGAUAAGCA
This is a messenger RNA of Mangifera indica (mango), 2085 nucleotides long. RefSeq lists its product as uncharacterized. The coding region runs from base 215 to 1912 and encodes 565 amino acids. The record is from RefSeq and is a predicted model, not a curated record. Gene Ontology annotation, cellular component: membrane. Lineage: Eukaryota; Viridiplantae; Streptophyta; Magnoliopsida; Sapindales; Anacardiaceae. The transcript has 9 exons.